AUGUAUUCCGCAGCUGUGCUUGCAACUUUCUCUUUCCUCCUCGGCGCCGGCGCUCAACAAGUUGGAACUUCAACCGCCGAGACUCACCCCGCCUUGACUAUUCAAAGCUGUGCCACCGGUGGAACAUGUACCGAUGAGGCCGACAGCAUUGUCCUCGAUGCCAAUUGGAGAUGGCUUCAUUCUACUUCCGGCUCUACCAACUGCUACACUGGCAAUACCUGGGAUACCACUCUCUGCCCGGAUGCUGCAACAUGUACCACCAACUGUGCCCUCGAUGGUGCUGAUUAUGAGGGAACAUACGGUAUCACCUCAACUGGUAACGCCUUGAAGCUUAGCUUCGUUACUGGAAGCAACGUUGGUUCCCGUACAUACCUCAUGGACUCCGAGACCACCUACAAGGAGUUCGCUCUUUUGGGUAAUGAGUUCACCUUCACCGUCGAUGUUUCCAAACUUCCUUGCGGUCUUAAUGGUGCUCUUUACUUCGUACCCAUGGACGCCGACGGAGGGAUGUCCAAGUACGCCACCAACAAGGCUGGUGCCGCAUACGGUACUGGUUAUUGCGAUGCCCAAUGUCCUCGAGACAUGAAGUUCGUCGAUGGCACAGCCAACAACGUCGGAUGGGUCGCUGAUAGCAACAGUGCUAACUCUGGAACCGGUAACAUCGGAUCUUGUUGCUCAGAGUUUGAUGUCUGGGAAGCCAACUCUAUGUCCCAGGCACUUACUCCUCACAUCUGCACAGUUGACGAACAAACUUCUUGCACUGGUGAUGACUGUGCCGCAAACACUGGUGUCUGUGACGCAGAUGGAUGCGAUUUCAACCCAUUCCGUUUGGGUAACACCACCUUCUAUGGAAGUGGCAUGACCAUUGAUACUACGAAGGAAUUCACUGUUGUCACCCAAUUCAUUACCGAUGACGGAACCUCCACUGGAACCCUUACCGAGAUCAAGCGUUUCUACGUUCAAGAUGAUGUUGUCUAUGAACAGCCAAGCUCUGACGUCUCUGGUGUCUCUGGAAACUCCAUUACUGAUGACUUCUGUACCGCUCAAAAGACCGCUUUCGGAGAUACUGAUUACUUCAGCAAAAAUGGUGGUAUGGCUGCCAUGGGUAAAAAGAUGGCUGGUGGUAUGGUUCUUGUCCUCAGUAUCUGGGAUGAUUACAACGUAAACAUGCUCUGGCUCGACGGUGACUACCCAACUACUGGUGAUGCUUCUACUCCAGGUGUUUCCCGUGGAUCUUGCGCUACCACCUCAGGUGUUCCAGCAACAAUCGAGGCCGCUUCCGGUUCCGCUUAUGUUACCUACUCAAGCAUCAAGUACGGACCUAUCGGAUCCACCUUCAAUGCCCCAGCCAAUAGCUCUUCCCCCGUUGUCGCAGUUAUCGCACCUUCCUCCGCAGCCGCUGUCCCAGUUAGUACUUCAUCAUCCACCAAGUCCAAAUGCAGCAAAAUUAGCGCUUCCAGCACCCUCAAGACUUCCGUAGCAGCUUCAACUGGUUCCGUCGCUUUGUACGAUAACUGCACUGGUGGAAAGACCUGCUCUGAGGGUACUUGUGUUGCUCAGAAUGACUACUACUCCCAGUGUAUCUCCGCAUAA
Messenger RNA from Sclerotinia borealis F-4128, 1593 nucleotides. NCBI's taxonomy places the organism in Eukaryota, Fungi, Ascomycota, Leotiomycetes, Helotiales, Sclerotiniaceae. The record is from the annotation of a GenBank genome assembly.